This is a messenger RNA of Cheilinus undulatus (humphead wrasse), 1850 nucleotides long. RefSeq names its product chromosome 16 C18orf21 homolog (gene rmp24). The record is from RefSeq and is a predicted model, not a curated record. The coding region runs from base 210 to 890 and encodes 226 amino acids. NCBI's taxonomy places the organism in Eukaryota, Metazoa, Chordata, Actinopteri, Labriformes, Labridae. The transcript has 5 exons.
CCCAACGUGCGUUAACGUGGUGUAGCUGCCUCGCGCGCUAGCUUUAUGAGCAUUAAAUGGACAAAUAUGACAAAUACUUGUGGUUAUAAUGAUUAAAGUUGUUUUUUCAGAAUCUCAGUAGUCAUUCAAACGUUUCCGGAACAAGUUUGGAUACCAAACUGCACGUUGAUUCCAGUUCGUGUUGCACCAGCAGCGUACCCAGUAGGAAGAUGAAAGCUCGUGAAAAGUUCCUCCUCGACGCUUCUCUGCUGUACAAAGACAAAUGUCCGGAGCUAUCCCGGUUUCUCAUGCAGCGGCCCAUGGAGGCAGACAAAAAAACAAAUCAGAAAUCUUCCAGUCUGGUGCAGAGCCCCCCCGUGUGCCCUCGCUGCUAUCAGUGGCUGCAGCCAGACAAUCAACGGGUGAGACUGCGGCCAAAGCAGCGCCCAUCGGCACGGAUGCAGAGCGUCCUGCGUAGGCAGGCCAGGGGCAAACGACUCAGCCUGAAGCAAAAAGAACUACUGCACCGCUUCCAAAAGUCCUGCUCAUUACUGAUGGCCACCUGCCACACUUGCCACACAACAUCUAGACACAAAGGGAUGAACAGGGAGUUUCUUGCCAACUUUGCCAAGACCCACAGCACACCAGGGAGCGUAGGGAAACACAAGACCCCUCAAUCAGCCGGCAGAGGCAACAUGAACACCCAGAAGACUCCCAGCAAAGACAAGACACCUGCUCAUACACCUAGGUCUUCCAUCUCCUCCAGUACUUCAGGCUCAGGCUCGUCCUCCUCUAAAUCUGCAUCUAAACCAAAGAACUGGGUCGUCCAGCGCCUCAGCAAGAUACUCAUGCGGGAGGACAAUCAAGGAGGCAAGAAGGGGGGCUUGAAGGAUUUUCUGUCUUCCCUUUGAAAGGCCCUGAAAUGCAUCUUGUCUUUACUCCCACCCUUAAGAAAAUAAGGGCUUUGACCGAUGUUUUAACCUGUUUACACAGGAGGCUAAAAGGGGAACUUAAGAAAGUAACUUUGGUUUCCUAGCCGGUGUGGGAAGGGUUACAGUUUGCCCACCAACACGACUAUUGCCGGGCUGUUAGGAAUGGCACUCCUGGUAUCCUGAAUGCAACAUAUGAGAGCGCAGGGCUGGUUCUUUCAACUAUUAAUCAGGGUUACUGCCUCAUUUAUUGAGCCAAUCACAGGAGAGUGCUUCUUUCUCUACUCUAGCACAUUCCUCUUGUAUUUCCUAAACAAGGGGUGCUAUUUAAAGUUUAUUAUUUCAUAGCAGGAUAGUUCAAUUUUCAGUGAAAGGCUGAGAUUCUGCAGAAAACCAAACUUUGUUCUGUGGAACAAAAAGCUGGUUUACAUGUCAAUUUCUUUUCUAAAGUUAAAGCUAAGCAUUUUUACAGCAAGUACAUACUGUGCAAUUAUUCAUUUAACUUUUUUGUAUUUGAUUUUUAUUCAUUUCUUUAUUGUGAGCCCUUAUUGGUGUGUUUGAUUUUACUUUGCACAAUAUUGGCAGAUGUAAAAGUAUUGUUAGCACUGAUGUAUUUCUUAUAUACAUAGUUGAGAUAAGGAGAUAUUUCUAGAAUGGGACUCAUUGUGUUUACAUUGAUCAGGCACAUUCUGCCUAGACCUCACUGACAGUCUCUGUUGUCAAACUUUGUGUUAUUUUCAUAUUUUCUUCAGCUAAAUGUUUUGUAAGGUAACUCUUUUGUUAAGAGCAGGAAUUCUUACAUAUCUACUCUCUUUUGUACUGCUGGGAAACCUUCCCUUUUUCCCUUAGCUGUUCAGAGUACACUAUGUGAUAUUAAAUCUGAAAUACCUCACAUUUGUAUUCCACCUACACCUUGGAUCUGAAAUAAAAUUUUUAAACUUU